UGCUUAUUUAGAACAUUUACCGCUUUGCCAAUAUUCACUGUUACUGUAACAUAUAUAGUCAUGUAAGGAGUAAGGAACACUGGAGGUGCAUAGAGCCAAGAAUUUAAUAGGGGAGCCAAACUGGAAUGCCAUAUGUACACUUAUAAAAACCAGCAACUCUUUACUUUACAGAUAUCUAGGGUCUUAGGUAAGAUUGAGCAUUCUGUGGCACAGCAAGAAGCUAAGAUUAAGGCAAACCAAGAGGACAGCAGUCACCAGCUCCACCUACUGGAAGCUAAGUUGGAAGGGGUGUCAGAAGACCUGAAGGGCCAGUUGGUAUCAGUUCAAAACUCUCUGGAAAAGGAACAGGAACGGGCAGUCACAGAGUGUCUUACGAAGAUUGAGCAACUUUCACUAGUCAUGAAGGAACAAACGGAUAAAAAUGACAAGAUUGUGGAAGAGAGGUAUGGUCAACUCUCCAUGAAGCUUGAUAAGAUUGAGGAGAUACAGAAAAUGAAUUUAGGGUCCCACAGAGUGAAGCACGCAGAGGAAAAGGAAAACGACCGGAUCAACAAGAUAGAGAAAGAAAUACAGGACAUGAGAGCAGAGACUAACGCUGGUUUCGCUGCCAUUCAUGAGAGUCUGGGGUCCCUAAGACAUGUACUUGAAACUAAAAUGAAGCUGGAGAAGGACCAACUCCAGAAACAGAUCCACCAGGUGAAGAAGAUGACCCAGUCUUCUGCGCAGGAAAACCAGCAGAAGUUGCAUAUGUAAAUGAAUGUAUUAUAUCAUAUGAAAGUGGGCCCUUUCAUACAUGUAUGUAAUGGUAGGUUUAUUGCAAUAUAUAAAUAAGCACAUAUGCCUGUUCUAGCACACACUGUUCUUGCAUUGGUCUAUGAGAGCGCAGACAAACUCCCUUUAGCCUCUCAAAGAAAGAGCAUCAGUCAGUUGCACAGCUGAUUAAUUGAUCAUUUUUUUGUAAUUUCCAAAAUAACAAUAUUUUUAUAUAACAGCCACACAAGUCGAUGUCCUAAACCUGCCCCACACUUAAAGGAGUUACAGAAGAACAGCUGAGAUGAUUUCUGCAAAACUAUGCCGUUCUGCAUAAAACGAUUUUGUUUUUUUGUGAAACUAACAACCACAAUAUUUUUUUCUGCUAAGUACCACAAGUGCCAAGAUCCUGUCUGAACUUGUGAUGAAAUUGUAUAGUAUGCUAGUAAAUUAUCUUAUCAACAUCACUGCAUUUCAUUUGUGGUUUAUUUGUGUAUGUGAGGCUUAGGACACUUUAAAGUAGUGCUAACUAUUGCUUUCUAUUUUACAUGUAAACUCUUCAGCUAGCAUCUUGAGUCCACUGUUCUAAUUUAACAGUCACAUUUUAAAUACAGACUUUUUAAUCUUUCAUGAAUAGCUACACCAUAUACAGUUUCUGGAAGAAAAUAUUAAAAUCUUGACAGCAGUCCAAUUAAAGGAUGGUGCUGCUGAAGAAGAGAAAACUGUUUAUUCCAACGAGGGGGCUUGCAGACCUAAUAAAUGUGACAGAGAAACUGUAAUAGGGAGGUUUUGUAUUUCUGAUCCAGACCACUGUUUGUUUUUUAAUUCAUUACCAGUGUGUGUUUAUAGGUUGUUUUGAUAGAUUGGCUUCACACAUGUGUUGCAAUAUCAUUUUUAAAAGGUCUCUAGGAGGUGGUGACUGAAACAGAAAAGGGUCCAGUGAAUCUAAAAAGAAGAACUCAUUAGUAAAGACAGCUGAUAUUUUCUACUCAUGUCAAGUUGUUCUUUUCAUGUAAUAGUUACAGUUAGCACAGAUGGUUCACUUUAACUACAUUGUAUGCAUUAUAAACAGGGGUUCUGAUUUAGUUUCUCAGUAAAGCUUGAUUUCUACCUUAUAAUCAAUGUUGUGUGUACGUAGUUACUGUAAAAGUCAAGGACAUUUACUUAACCAAUGAAUGGGAACCAUUUUGUAAAAUAUACAUGAAGAUAUUUGCUUUUUUUUUAAAUGUCUUAAUGAAAGUAUCCUGUAUUAUAAAAAAAAAAAAAACUGUAACCAUUGUUGCAAUAAACCUGUGUGUAAAUAUUUUAUGAAAAUGCAAUACAAUUCAAUAAGUAAAUACAGGGUGCAGAUCACUGGGACCUCAAUGCAGAACCUUUAACAGGAGUGCUGAAGAAUACAUUUGGCAAAAAUGGUAGAAUAUCAUAAAUAAAUCAAUACAAAUAAAAACACACAUUUAUACUACUUUAACCAUGUACUUUAAUCAUGUAAUAACAUUGUAUUAACUGGUAAUUGCCAACAUAUCCAUUGUGUAAUUACAUGGAACAGCUUCUAUCAUACUGUUACCAUGUAAUUACAUUAGGUAUUAAGCUGUUGUUCACAAGGCCAUUUCCAUGUAUUUGCACAGUAGUUAUCAUGUAAGAGCACGAAACUAGUUAUUUAAUCACAAAACUAGACUUAAUCCUGGGAUUGUUGUGAUGUUUUUAUUCCUAGGACAUGAAUCAACUGGGGAAUAAAGCUGAUGAUCUGUGUUUAAAAAUAUCAAAGCAAAGACAAAGAAUAUUUGAUAUAUUUGACCUCACUCUCUUAUAUAUGGUAAUAAUGGAACACACAGAUCACAGGAAAUAAAAGCACUUAAGCUCAAUCAGAUACUGUAAAGCCAUACAUAUUUGCAAGCCUUUUAUUAUGCA
Molecule: messenger RNA, 2658 nt
Organism: Acipenser ruthenus (sterlet)
Lineage: Eukaryota; Metazoa; Chordata; Actinopteri; Acipenseriformes; Acipenseridae
Product: protein FAM81A-like
Exons: 4
Coding region: 133-753 (206 amino acids)
Source: RefSeq, a predicted model, not a curated record